Messenger RNA from Aspergillus puulaauensis, 6132 nucleotides. Its product is annotated as type I iterative PKS. The transcript is spliced from 7 exons. Bases 1 to 6132 code for a protein of 2043 amino acids. The record is from RefSeq and is a predicted model, not a curated record. Gene Ontology annotation, biological process: secondary metabolite biosynthetic process; fatty acid biosynthetic process. Gene Ontology annotation, molecular function: fatty acid synthase activity; phosphopantetheine binding; 3-oxoacyl-[acyl-carrier-protein] synthase activity. Lineage: Eukaryota; Fungi; Ascomycota; Eurotiomycetes; Eurotiales; Aspergillaceae.
AUGGCGGUUCCUCGACUUCUGCUGCUGGAUGACCCGGUGGAGCAGCUUGUUCCAGCACUGGCGAGAUUGCAGGAACUCGGGCGAGUAUCCCAGGAGAUCCUCCUUUUCCUCCAAAAGGCCACUGCUGUGCUUCGCCGGGAAAUCGCAUCGCUUGGCCUAGUGGAGCGGCAGGCAAUCGGCUGGAAUGGCAACAUUGAGUUCGACAGCUUAUUGGAAUUAGCGGAAGAGUGUGAUCAAAGCCAGCAAGAUGACGGAGUUAUACAUAGCGUCGUCCGGCACAUAUGUUGUCUGGGCCAGAUUCUGAGCCAGGUGCAAAAUCACCACCUCCUCAGCACACAGAGCGGCAAGCUGUAUGUUGCUGGGCUAGGCAAUAGUCUGCUGGCAGCCGCCGCGCUGGCGACAGCAAGAGAUACUUGCAGUCUGCGCAAGGCCAGUGUCGAGACAAUCCCAAUUGCUUUUCGCCUGGCCCUAGCUAUUCAGCAGCGUGGUAUACACAUUGAGCCGGGGCGUGGGAACUGGACUCGCACAGUUAGUGCAGUAAAUAAGGAGCAGAUCACGCAGCUUAUUCAUGAGCGUGAGAUUGAAGGAACACCCGUUGCGAGGCACAUCUACAUUGCUGAGGAAGCACCGAACUGCUUCACUAUCUGCGGCCCGCCGUCUAAUUUGGCCCAUUUUUGUUCAUCCUUGCCGGAUGCCAUGAACCUACCAGACUGGAGUGUUUCAAUGCAUGGCCCAAAGCAUGCUUCCCAUCUCCCCGUUGUCGACCUGGAGACAGUCAUCGGCAAGUCUGACAGGUUACACGCUCCAGUGUCCGAGACGGUCGACGUGCCAUCAUUAAGAAACAUCUUAUCCGACUGUACCUUGGAUCUCGGCGCCUUGCUGCUACAAGCUUGUCACAACAUAUGCCAUGAGACAUUCAAGCUAGACGCAUCGGUAGCUUCCACUGUGGCUGCGCUGAAGGCUUCAAACGAGCAACAGCUUGAGAUCGUCUUGGUAGGUAGGACCACUCGAAGUGGGCUAUUCCAACGCCUCUUAUCGAGCAGUGGGAUCCAUGCCAAGAUUUGCGAAGACUCGCACACGGAGCCAAGCAGUGAUCCGACACUUUCCAGUCUCUCGGGGUCGAUUGCGGUCGUUGGGAUGGCAGGACGGUUCCCCGGGAGCGAUGAUGUUGAGCAAUUCUGGGAGUCACUGCUGUCUGGACAAGAAUACCAUCAGAGGGUGCCUCCCAAUCGAUUCGACCUCUCGACUUGGCAUCAAGUAAGUGGCGAGGAGGAGACCUCGCUGCCGUACGGUUGCUUUCUCGAGCGGCCAGGUCUUUUCGACUAUAGACUAUUCAACAUCUCGCCUCGAGAAGCCCUGCAGAUGGACCCCAAUCAACGUCUAUUGCUCACGGUGGCCUAUGAGGCUCUACAGCGGGCCGGCUACUGUGGCGAGGACACUUUGUCGACUCGCACCGAUCGGAUUACUACCUUCAUUGGCCAGACGACGGACGACUGGCGAGAGGUUACAGCCGGUCACGGAAUUGACAUUUACUACGUGCCUGGUCUGCUGCGUGUCUUCGCUGCCGGCCGGUUGCACUACCACUUCAAGUGGGAGGGUCCCUCCUUGAGCCUUGAUGCAGCCUGCGCCUCCAGUUCCGCAGCGAUUAGCCUUGCCUGUGAUGCCCUGCUUGCUCGGAGAUGUGACAUGGCUGUAGCAGGUGGCGUAAACAGCCUGGCGUCCCCGGCCAUGUUUGCUGGGUUAAAGAAAGGUGGAUUUCUGUCGUCUACUGGCAGCUGCAAAACAUUCCACCAGGCCGCGGAUGGAUACUGCCGAGGUGAGGGAACCGGUGUGGUCAUUCUAAAACGUCUGGACGAUGCCAUACAGGCCAACGACAAUAUUCUAGCAGUCAUUCGGGGCCAGGGUAGAAGUCACUCCGCACACGCUACUUCUAUUACGCAUCCCGAUAGACAUGAACAGGAGAGACUCUUCCGCCGAGUUUUGCGAGAAGCUGGAUUGAGUCCCAGUACCAUUGGGUACGUCGAAAUGCAUGGUACCGGCACACAAGCGGGCGAUGAUGCCGAAGUGACUGCGGUUGGAAAUGUGUUUAGUCCAAGCAAAACCCCAAACAGUCCGCUCGUAAUGGGGGCUGUCAAAGCCAACGUUGGUCAUGCUGAAGCAGCCGCUGGGGUGAUUUCGCUAAUCAAGUCGAUCAUGGUACUGAGAACGGGAAAUAUACCGUCGCAGCCCGGUAUGCCGUUUGAAAUGAAUACCCGUAUUCAGUAUCUUAGGGACCCGACAGUUCGUGUAGCGGAUGGCAAGGUCUCUAUGCAAGAUACCACCGCGUCAGGGCAGCCGCGGCGGGUCAUGAUGAAUAACUUUGAUGCAGCGGGCGGAAACGGUUGUAUAAUCCUCGAAGAAGCUCCACCAAAACAUAUCAAGCCAGCAGACCCCCGAAGGCACUAUCCCGUGGCCAUCUCUGGACAAACACCGUCCUCCUUCCGCCAAAACCAAACCAAUAUGCUGCGCUUCUUGACCACUGCUAUUAACCCGAGAAUUUCAGACAUUUCUUACACAACAACGGCCCGUGCGAUGCACGAGAGUACAAGGGUUGUUUACGUGGCCGAUUCCGUUGACAAUGUGGUUCAACAGCUACGCCAGGACAUUGAGGGACAAGAAACCAUCCCCAAGAUCAACGGCGCAGGGGCACCAAGCGUCGGCUUUGUUUUCACUGGCAUGAGUAGUCAGUAUGCUGGCAUGGGCUCUGAGCUAUUCAAGACCAGUGCCAGGUUCCGCAAAACCAUUAUGUCUUUGCAGGGCAUCUGCGAUGAGCUGGGACUGCCACGCUUUGUCGAACUGAUUGCGGACCCUUCACUCGAUGUCGCAACAAGAAGCACAACCCAGGUGCAGCUCGCUAUCGUCUGCUUGGAGCUUUCGCUUGCGGACCUCUGGCGGUCUUGGGGAGUCGAGCCUGCGUUCGUGAUCGGCCAUAGUCUGGGAGAAUAUUCAGCUCUCUGUGUGGCAGGCGUGCUCUCGACCACCGAUGCCCUAAGCCUGGUUGGCCUGCGGGCCUCCUUGAUGGAGGAAAAGUUGUCUCCCGGGGCUUACCUGAUGCUCGCAAGUUCCCAGUGCGCAGCAGAUGUCGCACACAAGUUGAAAACACUGGAUCUCCAAGCCUCUAAUGUGAGCUGCAUUAAUGCUCCUUCAUCGACUGUGGUUUCUGGUCCAGCAGACGAGAUUGGGAUUCUACAAGAGGACUUGGCAUCGCAAGGCACACGGACAUCCCAACUGAACUGCCAGCAUGGGUUCCAUUCAUCCCAGUUUGAUGCCAUCCUUGCAGAGUUUGCGAAGAAAGCAUCUGGGAUACCCUUCUCUCCGCCUCGCAUCCCGGUGGCCUCGACAAUGCUGGGCACGGUUGUGCAGCAGUCCGGGGUAUUUGGUGCCGAAUAUCUUGCGAAGCAAAGCAGGCAACCGGUUGAGUUUAUCAACGCCGUCAAAUCCUGUCUCGGGACGGGGAUAGCCGACUCUAACACUGUUUGGCUGGAAGUCGGGCCGGAUUCAGUCUGCGUCAAUCUGCUUCGAGGGAUCCUGGGAGGGGAUGCCAUCCGCUUGCCCACUAUCAAGAGGAGCGAGAACAACUGGAAGACAAUCUCAGCGGCUGCCGGAGCACUACACCAACGACUCGUGCGGAUGCAAUGGACAAAGUAUCACGAAGAUUUUCUCCCUUUUCUGAGCCUCUUGGAGCUUCCUACCUACGCAUUUGACGAAACCAGCUAUUGGAGGACUUAUCGUCAAGUCACCGCGAGCUCCCCUGCCUCCACCAGCGUGGCGCCUCUGUCGACUAGUCUUCAUUAUAUGACAGAGGAAUCCUUCGGCGAUAGCGAGGUUGUCGUCGAAUUUAUUUCCCACCUCGAGGAGCCCGAGCUGAAAGCUGCAAUUCAGGGUCAUGACCUCGAGAACGCAAGCCUGUGUCCCAGCAGUGUCUUUUGUGAUAUUGCCCUCACCGCCGCGCGCUAUAUCCAGGAAAGGCUCAGCAAGGGUGAGAAUGAGGGCCUUGCAUGGGAGGUGUGUGAUCUGAAUAUGGAGCAUCCCAUCGUUGUGCCACCAUCCCCAGCAAACAAUGCUAUCAAAACCGCGGCCCGGAUGACCCUCGCCGGCUUCGAGCGCAAAGCCGAGCUUUCUUUCAGCCACUGCCUGUCAGAUGGGACGACGAGUACAAGCGGCCAUGGAGCGAUUCGGUUCGGAGACCGGGAGACGUGGGAGAAUGAGCUGGCGACAUGGGGCUUCUUCGUGAAUUCCCGCGCAAGCACGAUUGGAACACUUCCGUCGUGUACUCGUCUCCGCAAGAAUAUCGUCUACAGGCUCUUUUCCGAUGUUGUACGGUACGCCCCGCUCUAUCAGGCAAUUGAUGAGCUUUUCUGGGAUGAGGAAGGGACUGAGGCUGUCGCCAUGGUCAAGUUGCAAGAGCACGAUGGUGCUCAGCGCUCGGAGUACUCGCCGUACUGGUUGGAUUCGAUGAUCCAUCUUGCAGGAUUCAUUCUGAAUGCUAUCCUGGAGUCCACUGAGCAUGUCCAUGUGUGCAAUGGCCUGGCCAGCCUCCGCAUCCUGGAACGCCUGUCCGCGAAUAUAACAUACCGCUGCUAUGUCCGAGUCCGAGCCCAGCCCGACGAGUCGAAAGGAACGUCGCUCAGUGAUGUCUACUUUUUCCACGGACAGCGGCUGAUCGCCGUGUGCCUCGGCCUUCGCUUUCAGAAGCUCCCGAGAAGGGUUUUCAGACGUGUGCUCCAGCAGGCGCAGCAAGACGCACAAGGGGGGGCACCGAGCGAGAAAGCCCUCGACACUUGUGCCUCAGACGCCUCUGGGGGCGAAACGAGACCCCGACCUGAAAGCACAAGCGGUGCACCGCAGGACAGAAACAGGGAAGGGACUCUUGGUCUCCUGUUAAGGCUCGUCAGUGAAGAAACCGGCGUUGAAAUGCGUAGCAUUGGCCCGGAUACUGCGUUUGCGGAGAUUGGUGUGGACUCGAUCUUGGGCUUUACCAUCAUCGACCGCUUUAACGAGUUGUCCAGUCUCAAGCUCGGGUCCUCUUUCUUUACCCAAUGCAGCGAUGUCGCCAGCGUUGCUGCAUGGUUCCACCAAAAGAAUGGUACAUCAGGUUCUCCCGGUAAAGACAACGAGAAGCCCAGGAUAUCUCUCACUCCCAACACAGCCGCUUCCGAUGCCGAUGAAGAGAAUAGUACGGGAGCUGAACCCAUCUUGACCCCUCCGACUCCUGUUGGUCCGGGUAUGGGCGACGUGAAGCCCCAAUGCAAGGCUUCACUUCUGCAAGGCGAUCCAGCCAGGCACUCUACGGCGCUCUUCCUGCUCGCUGGCGGUGCAGGCCGGGCAGCACGCUUCUACCAUCUGCCGCAUUUCGUGUCAGAGCUUCCGGUCUACGCGCUGGACUCGCCCUUCCUCCAUCGUCCGGAGGACUACUGCUCCACCGUGCAAGAGCUCGCAUCCCUCUACACCGCGACGAUCCUGAACGUGCAGCCCCAGGGGCCCUACAUGGUCGGCGGAUACUCCGCGGGGGCUGUCCACGCGUACGAGGUGGCGUAUCAACUGCUCGCCAUGGGCCACACCGUAAGCCAUGUGGUUAUCCUGGAUAUGCAUGUCCCUGUAUCCCCGCCCGUCCAUGACGCAGACCUGAUGCGGAAGAUCGUCCACGCGAUUGGCUUCGUGCAGAAAGGUUCGAAGGAGCACUACGUCGAGGGCCACAAAGAACGGCUGCUCGCAGCAAUGUUAGCCUACCAGCCCCAGCCCAUGCAGCCGGACCGUCGGCCCACCAAAUCCAUUGUGAUCUGGGCCCGACGUGCUGUGUGGGACGCCCUUGAUCCCGACCAGCUGCAGCGCGCCCAGGACUUCGGCCUUGCCGCCGAGGUUGAGGGCGGCAAUGUGAUGCGAGACCCCCUGCGCCGCCUGGGGUGGUUUUUCUCGCGCCGGCACGACUUUGGGCCAAAUGGAUGGGAUGCGCUUCUCGGCGGACCCCAGAGCGUCGAAUGCUAUACGGUGGAUGAGGCGACUCAUAUGUCCCUGAUGUCUCCUCCCGCGGUCUCCUCAGUCGGUCGAAUUCUGGAGCAGGCUAUCAACAUCGACUACGUUGGUGGGACUUGA